AUGCAUGCGCCCGUACGCAAGUUUUUGUGGCAUUUGCUAGGCGCAACCAUGGCAUCCUCCAGCCUAUGCAAGCUGCCCCCCCCCGCUUUUACCUCCCUUUCUGACCCCCUCUCACAACGGGCCAACGCCCUUAAACCUACUGGUCCCGGCGCUCUGCCUUCCACUCACUCCAUCUGCCCCUCUGCCUCGCGCCUCUCCAAUGGCGGGGGCGCCCGCAUAGUAGCUGAGCAGAAGAAGUACCCCCCCAAGUUUGUGGAGGACGAUCCUACGUGGGUGGACGAUGGAAGUGGCAAGCCCACGAGUUCGCCACAGAAGGAAGGAGGGGGGCUGUUUGGGUGGGUGACCAAUAACAAGUCGAGCAAGGGGGCGAUCCAGCUCGAGAACACGCCCGCCCAGGAUUACAACGUGGGUCAGAUGAUGGCCCAGAUCAAGGACAAGGGCCAGGACUACGGCCGCUACGUCGCCGUCCCCGAGGGCGUCAACUGGUGGGUGCGCGAGUGCAAGGGCUUCAGCUUGCGCCGCCGCCCGCCCGUGCUCUUGCUGCACGGAGCGCCCUCCUCGUCGUGGAGCUACGUCAAGACGGUGAAGCAGCUCGCCGACAAGGGGUUCCAGGUGUACGCUCCUGAUUGGCUCGGCUUUGGCUUCAGCGACAAGCCUGCGCCAGGGUACGAGUUCACCUACAAAGAGGCGGGCUUCCACAGCGCGCUCGACAGCCUGCUAGAAACUUUGGAAAUGCCAGAGCAAUUCUACCUCGUCACGCAUGGUUUCGUGCUGGGGUCGUACGGGCUGACGUGGGCGCUGAAGAACCCGGAGCGCGUGGCCAAGCUGGUAAUCCUCAACACACCGCUGACGUCAGGCGGGAAGCUGCCGCUUGCGCUCAACAACCUGCGGCUGCCGUUCGUCGGCGAGUUUGCGAGCCAGAACGCGGUCCUGGCGGAGCGGUUCAUUGAGAAGGGCGGCCCGUACGUGCUAGACGUGGAGGAUGCUGACGUCUACCGGAUACCCUACCUCGACUCCUCCGACGCGGGCUUCGCUCUAUUAGAAACCCUGCGGCAAGCCCCGGUGAACGAACUCCCGGGCAGGCUGGCAGCCGGGUUCGCGCCUGGUAAGUGGGACAUCCCGACGCUGAUUGCGUGGGGCGCCGGCGAUAAGUAUCUGCCCAAGAGCGAGGCGGAAGAGUUUGCCAAGAUCAACCCGGAUGCGAUCGAGGUGCAGUAUCUAGACGGGGCGGCGCACCAGCCGCAAGACGACUGGCCAGAGAAACUGGUGACAGCCAUGGCACGCUUUUUGUAGCGUUAAGUUCCUUUUUGACCGACGUUGUUACAGCAAUCACCGUUGAUGGCUGCUUUAGCUACCGCUCAAAUUGUUGCUGCAGUUCGUUGCUGCAACCGAGUCGAUCAUCCAUAUGUUUGGUAGAUGCUGUUGUAAAGUAUUUCAACGGCAACGUGGACCGCUUCAUGUUGCUUGGCAAAACGUCGAACAGGUUGUGUUGGUAGGAUGUUGAACGUCGAACUUGGGGUCCUAAGUAGCGCCCAGCUUUCGGCUCUGUGUUUGAUUGAUUGACAAUGUAUUUACUGAGUACCUAGCGAGCUUUGUGAAGAAGCUCAGUUUCGGCCGGCGACAACAUGUCGCGCGUAUGCAUUAUGUUCAGUGGGC
This is a messenger RNA of Klebsormidium nitens, 1656 nucleotides long. Lineage: Eukaryota; Viridiplantae; Streptophyta; Klebsormidiophyceae; Klebsormidiales; Klebsormidiaceae. The record is from the annotation of a GenBank genome assembly.